GUUCAUUCUGCUGACAUUUCGGGUAUGUUCGGUGGAAAAAAGAAAGACGUAUGUGAUGCCUGACAGAAUGAAUUUUCAUAGGAAGAAUUUGAAAUCAUUUUCCCAUGUAAAGCAUUAACAAUGAAGAAGGAAUUUAUUAUAAAAAAAAAGAAUUCGAAGACGUGGAUCAUUUUGUUGCUCGUUAUAAACCGGAAAGAUUAGAUGCACUUUGCAAAACGACAAAUUUCAGCAAGAACGAAAUUAGGCUCAUGUAUCAAGGAUUUAAACAGGAAUGCCCAACAGGUGUUGUAACUGAAGAGUCCUUUAAAGAAAUAUUUUCUCAAUUUUUUCCCCAAGGAGAUGCAACUCAAUACGCACAUUAUGUAUUUAACACGUUUAAACAACUUGGACAAAAUGGGACACUAAAUUUCGAGCAGUUCCUAGGAAUGUUAUCUUCGUUAUCACGUGGAUCAGUUACAGAGAAACUAAAAUGGAUUUUUGGUCUUUACGAUAUUAAUGGAGAUGGUUAUAUAACGAAACAAGAAAUGACGGAUAUUGUUAGUGCCAUAUAUGAUAUGUUAGGACAUUACACAGAUCCUGCAGUCGAUGAACAUUCGGCGAGAGAGCAUGUAGAAAGACUUUUUCAUCAAAUAGAUGCAAACAAAGAUGGAGUUGUAUCAUUUGACGAAUUUGCAGAAUGGUGUCAAAAGGAUGAAAAUAGAACGAAUGGUUUAUUUAUGUUGGACACCAUUUUGUGACAAUUACCUUCCUGUUCUGCCUCUUCUGAUACAUCAGAAAAUGCAGAAAAUCCAUCAGAAAAAAAUAUAAUAUAAAAGUAUUCGUAUAUAUCAAUAAUUUAAGUUAAAUAUUUACAUUUUUUUGUAUAUUUUGUGGGUUAUUCCCUCAAUAUUAUAGCUUCCAUCAACAUAAUUUACCUCUUCAAACAUGGGAGCUUUCAUAGAUUUAUUUUUACGCAUUCAGUUUGAUAAUAAUUGAAUGACACUAGUGGUGCAUGAUCAAUAACAAAACCAAUAUAUUCUUGUAAAUUUAAAUAUUUUAAUUAGUAAAAUUUGUAAUUUUUGUAAAUAUUUUGAUUUCUAGCUUUGUUUGAGAUCCCCGAUAAUGUAAAGAACUUUUGGACAAAUGUCCAUGAUCAUGCACUAAUUAGGGUAAAAUACUAGCUCAUUAUCCAUGCAAAUCAUGGUGCCUGCAAAAAUUUAGGAUGUAGAAAGGAUUCAAAUUUAUAUAUUUACUAUAAAUUCAUCAAGAAAUUAUAGUUUUUCAAUAUAUUAUAUCAAUAGAAGGGUUUACGUUAAGGUGUGUAAUGUUCGAAAUUAAUUUCAUUUUAGUGAAAAUAGUUUUUUCUUGUAUAGAAUUUUA
Molecule: messenger RNA, 1359 nt
Organism: Centruroides sculpturatus (bark scorpion)
Lineage: Eukaryota; Metazoa; Arthropoda; Arachnida; Scorpiones; Buthidae
Product: Kv channel-interacting protein 4-like
Exons: 8
Coding region: 249-737 (162 amino acids)
Molecular function (GO): calcium ion binding
Source: RefSeq, a predicted model, not a curated record